AUGGCCUCCUGGAAGAGCCCCUGGUGGCUGCUAAUGUGGCUGAUCUUCAUGCACUCUGCCCUCCUGCAGACCACAACAGAGAAGUCUCCUGGGGUCUACUUCCUUCCUGAGUUUGCACUUUCCCCUCAGGGGAGUUUUCUGGAGGACACAACUGGGGAGCAGUUCCUCACAUAUCGCUAUGACGACCAGACCUCAAGAAACACUCGUUCAGAUGAAGAGAAAGAUAGCAACUGGGACGCUUGGGGAGACUGGAGUGACUGCUCAAGGACUUGCGGAGGAGGAGCCUCAUAUUCUCUGCGGAGAUGUUUGACUGGCAGGAAUUGUGAAGGGCAGAAUAUUCGAUACAAGACUUGCAGCAAUCAUGACUGCCCUCCAGAUGCAGAGGACUUCCGAGCCCAGCAGUGUUCAGCCUACAAUGAUGUUCAGUACCAGGGACGUUAUUAUGAAUGGCUUCCACAGUACAACGACCCUGCUGCCCCCUGUGCGCUCAGGUGUCAGGCCCGGGGACAAAACUUGGUGGUGGAGCUGGCACCCAAAGUCCUAGAUGGGACUCGGUGCACCGCUGACUCCUUGGACAUGUGCAUCAGUGGCAUCUGCCAGGCAGUGGGCUGCGACCGGCAACUGGGGAGCAACGCCAAGGAGGACAACUGUGGUGUCUGUGCUGGUGACGGCGCCACCUGCAGGCUGGUGCGGGGACAGUCAAAGUCACACGUGUCUCCUGAAAAAAGGGAAGAAAAUGUAAUUGCUGUUCCUUUGGGAAGUCGAAGUGUGAGAAUUACAGUGAAAGGACCUGCACAUCUCUUUAUUGAAUCAAAAACACUUCAAGGAAGCAAAGGAGAGCACAGCUUUAACAGUCCUGGAGUUUUUGUUGUAGAAAACACAACAGUGGAAUUUCAGAAGGGCUCAGAGAGACAAACCUUUAAGAUUCCAGGACCCCUGAUGGCUGAUUUCAUCUUCAAGACCAGGUACACUGUGGCUAAGGACAGCGUGGUCCAGUUCUUCUUCUACCAGCCGAUCAGCCAUCAGUGGAGACAAACUGACUUCUUUCCCUGCACUGUGACGUGUGGAGGAGGGUAUCAGCUCAAUUCUGCUGAAUGUGUGGAUAUCCGCUUGAAGAGGGUGGUUCCUGACCAUUAUUGCCAUUACUACCCUGAAAAUGUGAAACCAAAACCCAAACUGAAGGAAUGCAGCAUGGAUCCUUGCCCAUCAAGUGAUGGAUUUAAAGAGAUCAUGCCCUAUGACCACUUCCAGCCUCUCCCUCGCUGGGAACAUAACCCUUGGACCGCAUGCUCAGUGUCCUGUGGAGGCGGGAUUCAGAGGCGGACCUUUGUGUGUGUGGAGGAGUCCAUGCACGGAGCGAUACUUCAGGUGGAAGAAUGGAAGUGCAUGUACGCGCCCAAGCCCAAGGUGAUGCAAACCUGCAAUCUGUUUGACUGUCCCAAGUGGGUCGCCAUGGAGUGGUCUCAGUGCACAGUGACUUGUGGCCGAGGGUUACGUUAUCGAGUUGUGCUGUGCAUCAACCACCGUGGACAGCACGUUGGUGGCUGUAACCCACAACUGAAGUUACACAUCAAAGAAGAAUGUAUCAUUCCCAUCCCCUGUUAUAAACCAAAAGAAAAAAGUCCAGUGGAAGCUAAAUUACCUUGGCUGAAACAAGCUCAAGAACUAGAGGAGACCAGAAUAGCAACAGAAGAACCAACGUUUGUUCCGGAGCCCUGGUCCGCCUGCAGUGCCACAUGUGGGCCAGGUGUUCAGGUGCGAGAGGUGAAGUGCCGCGUGCUCCUGACCUUCACGCAAACUGAGACUGAGCUGCCAGAGGAAGAGUGUGAGGGCCCCCGGCUGCCCACAGAGCGGCCCUGCCUCCUGCAGCCCUGUGAUGAGAGCCCCGCCACCCGAGAGCUGGCCGCCUCCCUGCAGGAGCAGGACAGUGAGACGACCUACGACUGGGAAUACGCUGGCUUCACCCCCUGCACAGCCACCUGUUUGGGAGGCCAUCAAGAAGCCAUUGCAGUGUGCUUACACCUUCAGACCCAGCAGACAGUCAAUGACACCUUGUGUGAUAUGGUCCACCGCCCUCCAGCGAUGAGCCAGGCUUGUAACACAGAGCCCUGUCCGCCCAGGUGGCACAUGGGCUCUUGGGGACCCUGCUCAGCUACCUGUGGUGUUGGCAUCCAGACUCGAGAAGUAUACUGCCUGCACCCUGGGGAGUCCCCCUCCCCUCCUGAGGAAUGCAGAGAUGAGAAGCCCCAUGCCUUACAAGCAUGCAACCAGUUUGACUGCCCUCCUAGCUGGCAUAUUGAAGAGUGGCAGCAGUGUUCCAGGACCUGCGGAGGGGGAACGCAGAAUCGCAGGGUCACCUGUCGGCAGCUCUUAACGGAUGGCAGCUUCUUGAAUCUCUCCGAGGAACUGUGUCAGGGACCCAAGGCCUCAUCCCGUAAGUCCUGUGCCAGGACAGACUGUCCUCCACACUGGACUGUGGGAGACUGGUCCAAGUGUUCUGUCAGUUGUGGUGUUGGAACCCAGCGGAGACAGCAGAUGUGCCAGAAGCUGACGGCCAAAGGCCAUCGGGUCCCCCUCACUGAGACGCUGUGCCGGCAUCUUUCUGGACCUCCUCUGGUGAGAUCUUGCCAGAUGCCUGUGUGCAGGAAAAUGAAACCAGAGGUGAAGGCCAGACUCGGGGAGCAGGGUCCUCAGAUCCUUGGUGUCCAGAGAGUCUACAUCCAGACAAGGGAAGAGAAACGCAUUAACUUGACCGUCGGGAGCAGAGCCUAUCUGCUGCCCAACACAUCUGUGAUCAUUAAGUGCCCCGUGCGACGAUUCCAGAAAUCUCGGAUACAGUGGGAGAAGGACGGGCGUUGUCUGCAGAACUCCAAGCGACUUGGCUUCACAAAGUCAGGCUCACUGAAGAUUCACAGCCUUGCUGCCCUCGACAUUGGUGAGUACCGCUGCAUCGCCGGCCCCGCACAGGAGACUGUGGUGCUUAAGCUCAUUGGCACCGACAACCGGCUCAUUGCACCCCCAGCCCUUGGAGGGCACACCAGGGAAUAUCCUGGGAUGGACAACAACGAGGCCAGUAAUCUGGGAGCCACAUGGCAUAAGAUGAGGCUGAUGUGGAACAACAAAAAUGAGCUUUAUCUGCACAAUGGCCAAAUUAACAAUCAGUCUCUCUUGAGAGCUCUGUUGGGCCACUGCAGCCCUUCUGCAGGAAAUGCCAACUCCUGGGAAUUUGAGAACAAGCAGUUUGAAGCAGCAGUUAAACAGGGAGCCUAUAGCAUGGAGACCGCCCAGUUUGAUGAAUUGAUCAGGAACAUGAGCCAGCUCAUGGAAACAGGGGAGAUCAGCGAUGACCUGGCAUCCCAGGUGAUAUAUCAGCUGGUGGCUGAGUUAACCAAGGGGCAGCCUGCACAUGCGCACUGGAGGGGCAUCCCUGGAGAGGCACUUCCCACGGCUCAGCUAAGGGGGGAGACUGGAAGUGUGCCCCAAAGCUCGAACUCCAAAAACUCAGGCAAGCUGACAUUCAAGCCGAAGGGACCUGUCCUCUUGAGGCAGAGCCAACCCACCUCAAUUUCCUUUAAUAAAACAGUAAAUUCAAGGAUUGGAAAUACAGUCUACAUUACAAGAAGGACGGAGGCCAUCAACAUACUGUGUGAGCUUGUCACCCCCAGUGAGGCCACCUAUACGUGGACCAAGGAUGGAGCACUGUUACAGCCCUCAGAAAAAGUCAUUUUUGAUGGAAUGGGGAAAAUACAGAUACGGAAACCUACAAAGAAAGACCAAGGAACAUAUGGAUGUGCUGUAGCUAAUCAUCUCGGUUCAGAUGUGGAAAGUUCUUCUGUGCUGUAUGCAGAGGCACCUGUCGUCUUGUCUGUUGGAAGAAACAUCACCAGACCAGAGCAUGGCCAUCUCUCUGUUGUGAUUGGCGGCUUCGUGGAGGCACCCCUGCAAGCAAAUGUGACCAUACAGUGUCCUGUAAAAGGUGUCCCUCAGCCUAAUGUAACUUGGUUGAAGAAAGGAGGAUCUCUGAGUGACAAUAUUUCCUUGCUUUUCAAUGGAUCCCUGUUGUUGCAGAACCUUUCCCUUGAAAAUGAAGGAACCUAUGUCUGCACAGCCACCAAUGCUCUUGGAAAGGCAAUGGCAACAUCCGUCGUCCACUUGCUGGAGACUUUCUGGGAGCUUGGCAACUGGACUCAUUGUUCUGCCACGUGCGGCCACUUGGGAGCCCAAGUUCAGAGACCCCAGUGCCUGAUGGCCAACGGGCAGGAAGUGAGCGAGGCCUUCUGUGACCAGCUCCGGAAGCCACGGGCUGCGUUCCAGCCCUGUAACAUCCGGGACUGCCCCCCGAGGUGGCUCACAGGCACGUGGUCAGAGUGCUCUGUGUCUUGUGGUGAAGGAUUCCGCAGUCGGCAAGUGACAUGUAAGCGCACAAGAGCCAAUGGAAUGGUGCAGGCAUUGCCGCCGAGAGUGUGCAUCCCCAGAGACAGGCCUCUGGGGAGAAGACCCUGUUCCAGUCACCCCUGUGUUCAGGGGCUCGUUGAACAAGGGAACCAGUGUCCUGGACGUUGCCUGGGUCGCAUUGUAAGGAUGCAGCAGCAUCACAUAAUUUGUCAGCACCCCAACAGUUCUGAGUCCGGCUGUGAUGACACAAAGAGACCUAUCAUUCAGAGGAACUGCUUGUUGGGAGCUUGUGACGCAUGUUGGCGUGCAGGCCCUUGGAAGCCCUGCACCACAGCCUGUGGCCGAGGCUUCCAGUCUCGGAAAGUUGACUGUGUCCACCCAGGGAGCUGCAAGCCGGUGACUAAGACACGCUGUGCACCAGGGAAGAAACCUGCUUCCUGGCAGCAUUGCCUGGGGCCUUCCUGUGACAGAGACUGCACAGACACAACUCACUACUGUACGUUUGUAAAGCAUCUUCAUUUGUGUUCAUUAGACCGCUACAAACGAAGGUGCUGUCAGUCGUGUCAAGAAGGAUAA
Molecule: messenger RNA, 4971 nt
Organism: Rangifer tarandus platyrhynchus (Svalbard reindeer)
Lineage: Eukaryota; Metazoa; Chordata; Mammalia; Artiodactyla; Cervidae
Source: the annotation of a GenBank genome assembly